CAUACACUGAGGUAGUACAAACAUUGUUAUGUGAACUUUGUGCUUGCUCAUGUAAAAAGUAUAAUGCUUUAGCAAUAGAAUGUAACCCUAUUGAAAUCUGUAAAGGAUUAAGAGUUCCAACAACUUGAGACAAUGGCACAGCUUCUUCUACAGCUAGAUAAUAUUUUGUGUAUUUUUUCCAUGAAGUAACAUACUUCAGUAUACAGGGAUGUCGAUAUAUCAUCAGAUUCUGAAAAGAAUGUCUCAACAUACGAUUUUAAAGUGAAGGUAUGGACACAUACUUUACCAUACUGUUCCAGCGGGCCUUGAGAAACCCAUAGCAAUCCAUCUAUCGUGAAUUCUCCGAUUAAUACGAUAUUCAGGGCAUUACAGUUUAUGAUCGAAUGCAAUGGAGAAGAAAUGAGGAAACACAAUCCAGCUUAAAAAAGAGUAUAGUUAAAUUAGACAGUGCUUUUAUUCACUACCUAAUUAAAGAAUUAUGUUUAAAUACAUUUUAUCGAACACAUUUUAUUAAUAAGUGGACUAGUUCACUACACAAAAGACUACUUAUCAUACUAAAAUCUACUACAUGUGACUUGAUUGAUUAUAAUUGGAACGAAAGGGUGUAUGAAAUGGUACGAGAAAAGUGUGAGUUGGAUCAUGCACUUUCUUGGCUAUCCACUCUAGGUGGAGCAUUCUCAGCUUUAGGUGAUUAUUUUCCAAGCUGUGCAGAAAUAGCUGGAAAAAUUUCAAUAAACCAAUUAAAGCUAGCUCUCAGGCUGGGUGACCCUACAAUAGCAGCAAGAUGCAGACUUUUUUUAGCACUCAGCUUGAUUCAAAAGAAAAGGUUUCAUCUUGCUAGAAAGAUAAUUUUAAAUGAAUUUCAAAAGGCUAAAGAUGCUGUUGUGGUCGACCACAGACUUUUAAAUAUGUGCAGAGGCAUCUGGGCUAAAUUACAGUAUGAACAUAAAGUUUAUAUAGAAAGGAAAUGUAAAGCAAAAGCUGCUUAUGAACAAGUAUGAUAUAAUUCUCUAUUCUGAUAUUGUAUUAUUGAUGAAAAACACUAACUUUAAUUACAUAUGAAAUUGUCUAUAAAA
Messenger RNA from Acanthoscelides obtectus, 1076 nucleotides. Lineage: Eukaryota; Metazoa; Arthropoda; Insecta; Coleoptera; Chrysomelidae. The record is from the annotation of a GenBank genome assembly.